Molecule: messenger RNA, 4037 nt
Organism: Vespa mandarinia (Asian giant hornet)
Lineage: Eukaryota; Metazoa; Arthropoda; Insecta; Hymenoptera; Vespidae
Gene: boss
Product: G protein coupled receptor bride of sevenless
Biological process (GO): visual perception; G protein-coupled receptor signaling pathway
Cellular component (GO): membrane
Molecular function (GO): G protein-coupled receptor activity; sevenless binding
Source: RefSeq, a predicted model, not a curated record
AAGAGAAAUUAUUUGGAAUAAAAAUUGAAAUUGAUAUUUAAUGAAACCAACGGGGAACGAACGAGUUCGUUAAUGAAAUAAGGUCGACAAGAUGGCUGAGAAAUGGAAAGAUGGCUCUUGAUCGUAAGGUCAAUUGUCAGCCUUUUUUAGAAGAACAACAAUCUAGUCAUAGAACCGUUCUAAAAACGAUUUUAUCGAUGUAACACAAUUUUGUAUAGGAGUGGUAUUAAGUAAAAAGGAAAAGACCCUGUCAGUCAAUUAAAGAUUAUGUUCACCUUAAAUGGCUGCAGAAAGUCAACGUGACUGUGUUGGCCGAAGUAUAUAAUUCGUUUAAGAGGUACAUAGACUGGCGGGUCUAGGCCAGGCAGAAAUAUGGCUUCCACGGUUCUGUUGCUCGAGAAUAUCUUUUUCCCAGUCGAGAUUUUAAACGUUAUCGGCAUCGACAUGAAGCUACCUCUUUGUUCUACGAGUAAUCGUCGUCGUUUUCGUUGUAAUAAUCAAAAAGCUAUCGUCAAAUUUCGUGAAUUAUUAGUGAUUAAUGAGAAAUAUCGCAGUACGAAGAAGAUCGUUAAUCAAUCGGACACUUCCUAUUUUCGUUAACAACGUUUCUCUCGUACAUCAACGUGUAUACUCGGUGUACUCGAAGCCAAGAGAUAUUCUUCUCUAGAAAAAAAAAAAAAAAAGAAGAAGAAAAGAAACUUCGUUCUCGUCCUUGAAAAUUUCUACGACCUUAAUUAUCCUCAACACAUUCAUCGAACAACUUCAACGUAUUAAUUCGAAAACUUGUCUUUGAGACGAUCGAAUCGUACUUUCAAUAAUCACGAUAAUUCUUCAUCGAGAUAUGACUCUCGUGGUUGAAUUUAAUCGACGGAAUCGAAAUUAAUAUUAAAGAGAAUCCUUUUACGUGGAUUCUACGUCUAUCUUCGAUAAUCUACUCCAAUUACGAAUAUUCUUUUUCUUCUUCUUCUUCUUCUUCUUCUACUCUUUUUUUUUUCGAUUGACGUCAUUCAAAUCGUCGAAGAGAUAAAUCUAACGAGACCAGGAUUCGUGUUCCAAUGUCCAGCUAAAUCGAUCGAUGAUGAAAGGACUAUCGUGAUAUAUUGAAUUACGAAGGACCGAGGAGGAGGAGGAAGAGGAGGAGGAGGAGCAAGAGGUAGAGGAAGAGGAGGAGGAGAAGGAAACGCUUCGAGGGAUUUUCAUCGGCCAAGUAAUAGCAAACUAAUAGUCCUUUUUUUUUCUUUUUUCUUUUUUCUUUUUUACCUUUCUUCGUACGUAACUAAAACGUAAAAGGGAAAAGAGAAUGUUGUCGUCGUCGUCGUCGUCGUCGUCGUCUAUAAAAUUCUUGAAAAACGUCGAUCCUCUAUUACGAUUCGCUUGAUCACAAUCGUCAUCACUAUGUCAAGAUUUUCGAUGACGAACAUAUUGUUGUUCCUUUCGAUAUUGAACUUUGACAAGUUCUUCCUUACGAUGGAGGAACGAGUAGUAUGUGGAAAAAAUCAAACACUCGUAGAGAUACCAGGAGAUGCAAUGUUAUCCGUUUUCGUCGAUCUGAACUAUGGAACCUUUUGUAACUUAACGUCUGUCAAAGGAUACGAAGAAAUUUCAACGGCAAUAUUCGUCGUAAAAAUCUUGAACAAAUUGAAAUACGUGCCCGAUUUAACGUUGGGAUUAAGGAUCUUCGAUACGUGCCAGGAAGAGACUAUGGUUUAUAAGCAAACUUUACAAGCUGCCGUGGAUAUUGAUUGUUCUGAAAAUUAUGAAAUGGGCGUCCUUGUACCAGCCAUCUAUAACAAUAUUCUCGAGCCUUUGCAUAAUUUUAGUGUAUUACCUAUCAGUUCUUACAGUGAACAGAAUCUGACGAAGCCAUUGAUCAAUAUCAUGGUGCAUUAUAUCAGUACGAGAUUCGAAUCUAUCGAUUUGGUCCUAAUCAAUUCUGAUUUUCUAUUGGAUUAUUUUUUCGAUGCGGCAAGAAACUCUGGUAUAUGCGUGAAGAACUACAAGGAUAUUAAAGAAUUGGAGGAAAAUGUUACCGAAGCACUGAUCGUUGUUAUCGGAAAUAUCGACGAUAUAAAAAGGUCGAUUGAAAAGGGAGAAAAGGUCGAAGGACCUAGAAAAACGUGGAUAGUUUUAUCUCUCGACAGGUCCCAUGUUGAUGAUCUGGUGCCAUCAGGAUCGUACAUCGUGAGAACGGUAUCCUUCGAUAUCGAUACAAAGCAAGGACUUUUUCAAUCGAUCGAAAAGUUUUCCGAAAAGAGUAUCAAUACGAUCACACAUUCACCAUAUCUUUUAGGUAUUGGUAAAGCUAUAAUCGAAUUGACAGGACUCUUGCAUGAUUUACGAAAGAGAAAUUGUCCUCGAGAAAAUGUAUCUUGCGUGAUGCCACGUUUCAUUUCUCACACUCGUCAAGAUAUUAAAAAUGUCGAUAUUUACGAAACACUACAAGUUUUACCGAAAGCUCAGUCGAUAAAAUAUAUCGUUUCUAUGAAAGAUCAUCAGGACUCGCUCGUCGAUGUUGCGACAUAUAAUAUCGAGCCAAAUAAAUUUCGAAUAUUGCCGGAAAAAAAAAUACCGAGAAUGCCAAAGCUCUGUUUGAAAAAAUUCGCCAACAAUUGCGGGCAAUGUGCGAACUUUCAAAGGAGAUUCGAUUCACGUGAUUUAAUUAAAGGUACACAAGAAGAUGGUUUCUUAAAGACAGAAACUUGGAUACCAAUCUUCUUAACGGUUGCCGUUAGCGGUACUUUUGCUUGCAUCGUCAUCAUCGUAUUUAUUUUAUAUCGUUAUUUCGUCGAGGAUAUACUAGAUGGAAAUCCAACGUUAACGAUCGUUCUGAUAUUAGGAAAUAUAUUCACAUUGCAAACGGUUUUACCAUUUUGCAUGAACGACGAUCAGUAUAGUACUCGAGAGCAUUUGAACUCAAGGAAGAUCUUCGUGACUACGUUAGCCUUUGGCCUGCUCUUUUCAGUGAUGUUGUCGAGGGCCCUAUUUCUAGCAUUCUCUACGGGUGGUCUAUUUACCACUCACAUAAACGGUUACCUCCAGGGGCUAAUGGUGUUCUUCGUGUUCGGUGUACAAAUCGCCAUAUCGACCAGUUAUUUCUUUCUCAGCACCCUCGACUCCGCUAUCGUAGUCAGGAGUCUCAUUUUUAUUGCUCUCUUAGGUUACGAUAUAUUCUUACUGGCAAUGUUAUUCGUCGUUUGCUGUUUCAUCGCUCACAUAGAAAGAAAUUAUCGCGAAGGGAAGUGUUUUUUUGGAACAGUGAUUGGCUUAGUUGUUAGCUGGGCUAUCUGGGUGACGUCUUUCAUCCUGAUGGAGCCGGAAAUUCGCGACACUGUGGUCUGUUUUGGUAUAUUAGCUACGGCCUACCUAAUCAUCAUUGGUAUUCUCAUUCCGAGAACUUAUUACAUGGUGACAAAUUUGCCAAGAGAGAUAGACUUUCGAGCAAGAUGCAAUCCUGCCGUCGAUUUAAUAUCCGAUCCAAGAACAACAAAUGCUUUUGCUAGACAGAAUCGAGGAUUUUAUGAUUACGUUCAUCCCAUGGGUGCUGGUAGUACAAACAACCUACAAGCUCCUCCUAUGUUUCCAAAUUAUUACGGUAGUUCAAGCCCAAAUCCAAGGUCACUGAGUCACUGCAGGAGUCCUGAUCCCAGGAGAAUACCAGGUUACAAUAAUUAUGGUUUUCGUUCGGAGAUGAGAGAAAUUGAAAAUUCAUACGGUGUACCACGUGUAUGCGUCGAAAAUAUUGAUUGCCAUUAUGUUUUAGCCUCAAAGCGUCCAGAUCGAGAGGAGCAACGUAGAUUCGGCUUACGCUUUACCGAAGUCUCAACGAAAGAAGAAGAAAAAAUUAAUAUUAGAGGAGAAAGAUUGUAUCGAGACGGACGUUUACGUCGAGAACAGAUUAUCUUUGAACCGAAGAGAACACGACGAAUCGUAUCCUUCGAGAUGUGCCACUCCAAAAAUGGGACAAACAGAAGCGACGAUUUGUGAGGAACAGGAGGACUUAGAUAUUAAUAGAAUAACAAGAUUUUGAUUUCUUAAUU